Messenger RNA from Mollisia scopiformis, 977 nucleotides. Its product is annotated as putative polyubiquitin. The transcript has 3 exons. NCBI's taxonomy places the organism in Eukaryota, Fungi, Ascomycota, Leotiomycetes, Helotiales, Mollisiaceae. The record is from RefSeq and is a predicted model, not a curated record. The coding region runs from base 430 to 930 and encodes 166 amino acids. Gene Ontology annotation, molecular function: zinc ion binding; ubiquitin protein ligase binding; protein tag activity. Gene Ontology annotation, cellular component: cytoplasm; nucleus. Gene Ontology annotation, biological process: protein ubiquitination; modification-dependent protein catabolic process.
CGAGCGAGAGGCAGUGUCCCCGGCAGGUGGCACAAAGGACCGUUCGUCUAAGUAGUACUGUAGUCAUGACCCAUAAUUCUUUUGCACCGCAUUUGAUUGCAGCUAAAUCCAGUCCAGUCCAAAUCCCCAGUCCCGGUCCAUAAGCGAAUGAGCCCUUUAUAAGUGUCCGGCAGCCGCCUACUUACGAGAGAGAGUCCAUAUCGUAAUCUCUUUACCACCUCAUCAUACAGCCCACGCCACUUCACUCAUAAAGUCAAACCCCGUGUCGAUUCACAAACUUCUUCAAGACUUCUUCUACAUCACAACAGAAAUCAUCUUCCUUCGCAAUUGCUACACAUCUUCCCGACUUCCACCGCAACCGCCUUAUCAGUCCUCCAACAACGCCUCCAACCUCCACUCUUCACUCUCUCAACUUUCCAAACCACCAAUAUGCCUUCUUCUGUUGCCUCCUCUCGAUCCAGCUCCGUGGAGCCUUCAGAAACCAUGCAAAUCUUCGUCAAGAACGUCUCCGGCGACACAUUCCCCAUGACCGUCCCUCAAGACCUCUCAAUACAAAACCUCACCACCCUCCUCUCAAUCCGAACCUCACUCCCCGAGUCCGACCUCCGCCUCGUCUACGCAGGCAAGCACCUCUCGUCCUCGAGUACGCUUGCAGAAUACAACAUCAACAAAGAGGCAACCCUCCACCUAGCCGUCCCGCUUCGAGGCGGCAUGCCCCCAAAGAAGAUCCGCUGCACGUACAAAGACUGCCGGGAAGGAGCACAGAGAAUCAUCGGCGACUGUGGGUUCUGCCAAGGGCACUUCUGUGGCAAGCAUCGCCUGCUGGAGGACCACAAGUGCGAUGGCUUAGAAGACUGCAAGAAGGAGUCACACGACCGAAACGCGGCACAGCUCAACGCGGAGCGAACUCAGGUUAUAAAGGGCAUUUAGAUGUUUAGGCGCCAAGUCUUUGGCAACUUUGUAUAUGGGAUAACGGA